GCCGAAGGCAGCUGCCGCUUGACCACGACUUCCAUCUCUCCUUUGUUCUCCUCCUCGCGCUCCUCCGCUGCCCUCUCGCGCUACCCAAAUCUCUCCUGUGCACUACCUGGCAACUGUAGGCGAGCUAUGGGCGGGUGCGCGUCAAAGCCCGUGGACCUGGAAGCGAAAGCCCGGUCCGACGACAUCGACAAGAUGAUUGAGGAGGAUGGGAAACGGCUCAAGAAGGAGUGCAAGAUUCUGCUGCUCGGCUCCGGCGAGUCCGGCAAGUCGACCAUCGUCAAGCAAAUGAAGAUCAUCCACCAGGACGGCUUCAGCCAGGACGAGCUCAUCGCCUUCCGCCCCAUCAUCCACCGCAACGUCCUCGACUCGGCGAAAGCCAUCCUCGUCCACAUGAAGAAGCUCAGCGUCGAGUGCGAGGACUUCAAGAACCGACCCUUGCAGGACAAGAUCCUCGACUACCAGCUCGACGAGACGACGAACCUCACCAUCUCCCCCGACAUUGCCGAAGCCAUAGACGCCUUCUGGAAGGACCCGGCCGUCACCCGAAUCAUUGACGAGCAAACUAGCCAUUUCUAUCUCAUGGACAGCGCGACCUACUUCUUCACGGAAGUCCUACGCAUUGGCGAGCCCAACUACAUCCCCACCGAGACGGACGUGCUCCGCGCACGAGCCAAGACGACAAGUAUCACCGAGACGCGCUUUACGAUGGGGCCAUUAUCAAUACACAUGUUCGACGUCGGCGGCCAGCGCUCAGAGCGGAAGAAGUGGAUACACUGCUUCGAAAGCGUAACCUCCAUCAUCUUCUGUACCGCCCUGAGUGAAUACGACCAGUCGUUGCUGGAGGAGAAGAACCAGAACCGGAUGGCGGAGUCCCUCGUGUUAUUUGAGUCAAUAAUCAACUCAAGAUGGUUUUUGCGAACAUCUAUCAUUAUCUUCCUGAAUAAGAUCGAUGUCUUCAAGUUGAAGGUGCACAAGGUUCCACUGGAGCGCUACUUCCCGGAAUACACCGGCGGCAAGGACCCGAACAAGGCGGCGAAGUUCAUCCUGUGGAAGUUUAUGCAGGCGAAUCGCGCGGGGCUGAGCGUGUAUCCACACUUAACACAAGCAACCGACACGAGCAAUAUUCGUCUGGUGUUCGCUGCGGUCAAGGAGACAAUACUACAAAACGCGCUGAAGGACUCAGGCAUUCUAUGACCUCGAGGGGAGGGUCUCUGGGCGACGCCAGAAACUCCGAACGACGCCUCCGGCCUCGCCGGCCACGACAUCUCCUGCGACGGCAUGCAUGGCACGAAUCACCCUUAGACAUUCGCAUCGUCAUUCCUUCGUUUUCGCGCGGGGCGCCCUCUUACGCCUUUCACCGCGGUGGGAGUACACCAAUCCCGCCGCUGUUGUAUUUUUUAUUACGCCCCUCCCCCUCAUGCCAUGCCCCGCGUCGUAUUACGACCCGCCGCGCCCACCCCAAUCAUGACCCUGCCUCAACGCACAUUUUCUACCUUAUCCCCUGCACACACUAUAUAUAAUGCAUUCAUGAUUACCUGUAGCCUUGUUUCAUGCCUCCCUCGCUUUACCACCUUGUCUUCGCUCCGUCGUCGCCUUCCUUCCUCCGCUCCUCUACCUUCGCCCCUCCCACCUCGUCACUCCAUGGCGCCAUCGACCACCACCUCUUCAUCUUCGCAACAUUUGGACCCUUCUCCACCCUCGGCGUCUUGGUUCGCUUACGUCUGCGGAAAUCUGUAUAUAAUCCUGGGUUUUCUGUAAUAGUAUUGGUUCCUCCCUAUAGAUGAGGCGGGGGCAUGCCAGCAUAUCCGACCUCGAGGACGUCGAGCCCAGGUUCAAUGGGGAAGUGGGAUGCGCGUGGUUCCUGCCCUCAGUGCCGUACAAGUGUAGGAUUGGGUCCGCAGAAGGUGCGGGGAUCUGAACAGAGUGGACAAGGACGGAGCAAUCAGGUUCGACAGAGGGUGGUGUCGUGUCGGUCAAAAUCGAGAGCGAUCUCGGAAGAAAGCAUCUUGGUAGGACGCCGACAUGGGAGAGACGUCGACAUGUCUAGAUCUGCGGCAGAUUUGAUGUAGUAUACGCGUUGCUUUGUUGACUAGCAGGAGUUGGACAGCAAUUAGGCCGUGU
Schizophyllum commune H4-8 is the source of this 2121-nucleotide messenger RNA. RefSeq lists its product as uncharacterized. NCBI's taxonomy places the organism in Eukaryota, Fungi, Basidiomycota, Agaricomycetes, Agaricales, Schizophyllaceae. Gene Ontology annotation, molecular function: G-protein beta/gamma-subunit complex binding; GTPase activity; GTP binding. The transcript is spliced from 8 exons. Bases 127 to 1194 code for a protein of 355 amino acids. Gene Ontology annotation, cellular component: heterotrimeric G-protein complex. Gene Ontology annotation, biological process: adenylate cyclase-activating G protein-coupled receptor signaling pathway. The record is from RefSeq and is a predicted model, not a curated record.